GGGAGCUGAAAUAGCUUUAUCGUCUCGGUGACUGCCGCAUCUGUGGACUUCGAAUUGACGUUUGCAUGGCCUUCCAUCGUUGCGUGUGGGCCUCCGCAUCAGGUCAUCGGACAUCGUUUUUUUGCCGAUUUUCCAGGAAGACACCGGGGCCUCCCCGUGGGUGCUCCCGUCCCAAGGCCAUCCACUCUCGCCAAACGCCAGAACGGGAGUUACCUGAUCUGACCUCGGUUUUUGCGCUACGCAGGGAGCGCAUCGCUAGCUCAGUUGUCCGUCAGAUCAUGCAUGUCUUGCAAACUUCCGAUGAUCCCCUUCUGGAGGCGAACGUUGGACGAAAGAUCAGCAUGAAGCCUCACUGGUAUAUUCUGAACCAGCCGUAUGUGUUCGGGACUAUCAACCUCCUACAAGGGAAGGUUGACAUCAGCUUUGGCGUACAAGGUUCUGAGGGGGAUGGGACGGUUUAUUUUUCCAGCAUCAGGAAAAUGAAGGGACAGCCCUUCACCAUAUUGCGAUUCAAAAUUAUUUGUGACAAUGGAGAGAUCGUGCAACUGAAGGAUGCUAAUGUACAUGAUGCAUGAAGAUGUGGCUGCGUGACUGCAUAUGGGGUUAUGUAAUGAGGGGCGUGCUUAUAUUAAACUUAAAUAUAAGAAGGGGUUGUUGAAGUCCUCGCGCUUUAACGGUCCCUGGCUCUAUAAUCCAUCAAAAUAGAUCGGACACGGUUCGUUACAGCUGGAGGAAACAUUCUGCAG
Molecule: messenger RNA, 746 nt
Organism: Cantharellus anzutake
Lineage: Eukaryota; Fungi; Basidiomycota; Agaricomycetes; Cantharellales; Hydnaceae
Product: cytochrome oxidase complex assembly protein 1-domain-containing protein
Exons: 7
Coding region: 66-575 (169 amino acids)
Biological process (GO): mitochondrial respiratory chain complex IV assembly
Cellular component (GO): mitochondrial inner membrane
Source: RefSeq, a predicted model, not a curated record